GUCAGGCAGGCCGGGUCAGCAACGUGCGGGCAGCGAGGUACCAGAGGAUCAGGCAGAGAAUGGUCAGGGUCACGAGCCGGGUUCAGAAACUAACGGGCAGCGAGGUACAGAGGAUCAGGCAGAAGGAUGGUCAGGUCAAGCCAGGGGUCAAGCAGGAGACAAUCAGCAGGGUCAGGAUCAAGCAGAGGUCGGCAACAGGAAACUUCACAAAUCAGAUGACAGGAACAGGACAAUAAGACCAAACGGCAAUUGCACAUACCUCCUGCCCCGUUUAAAUACCGCAUCCUGCGCUGUUAUUGGUGCCAGGAGCGUGUUCGCGAUCGCGAGUGCGCAUGUGCGGCCGUCGCUGCUGCCACGAUCGCCCAGGUCCCGCUGCCCGCUGGCUAGAGCGUGUC
Molecule: messenger RNA, 395 nt
Organism: Staurois parvus
Lineage: Eukaryota; Metazoa; Chordata; Amphibia; Anura; Ranidae
Source: the annotation of a GenBank genome assembly